Molecule: messenger RNA, 951 nt
Organism: Durusdinium trenchii
Lineage: Eukaryota; Dinophyceae; Suessiales; Symbiodiniaceae
Source: the annotation of a GenBank genome assembly
AUGCAACUACCUGGUCUUUGUGGCCUUUCAGCCUGCCAAGUGAUCUCGUCCCAGAUGAAAUGGUGGCUAACGUCACCAUUUUUGUCACGAGUGAGGUGGCAUGUCUUGCUGGACUGUGUGAACGUUUGGCUUUUCCACUUUCUGGCCACACACCCUUCUUGCGGCCUUUGCUAUGGAGUGGAUGGUAAGAGGGGUCUAAGCAUUUUUGCAAUUUGCUGCCGCAUCUUUUUUUGGUUCAACAAGCUCAUGGGCUUCACAAUCACCAAGACGCACCUUACAAUGUUGGAGAGGGCCUUUGAGCGCUCCUUAGGAGUGCAAUUCCUCGAGUUUCUAUUUUUGCUCUUUGGUCUCUCCAUCUUGGUGGCCAGCGUCGCAUUUGUUGGCGCUCAUGUGGCGCCACAUUUGCGCGUUCUCAUUCUCGUUGUCAUGGUGAUCGAAUCUGUAGUCGUUCUCUCUUGCCUUUCUGUGGCCACUUUGAUGACCUAUGUAUUUUGGUCAGCUCACAGUUAUGCUAAGCUCGAAGCUGCUGAAUCCAAACGGCCCGCAGACGCUGAGCUGGCCUUGAAGGCCGUCCAUUUCUCGAAGAGAAUGAGGUGGGAAGCACCAUUGAAUUUCACAUUGGUUGCAAUCGCAUUUGCUCUUCAUGUUCUAUGGCUGUGCCAGCUCCACUGGGCAGACCAAGAGCACAUCCACACACUACCCGGGAUGGGUUUCCUCUUCGCAGCUUGUUUGGCCCUCGCCAACUGCGCCCGCUUUGCAAACCUCCUUUCGUUGGUGGAAUUCAGCCCGCAAAAGCCAAAGCACUGGCGGUCGAUGUCUAUGACCUUUUUCCGGACCUUGAGCAACGGGAGCAUCAUUUCUCCAAAGGGCGCGUUUAUACUUUUGCACAUUGCUCACCCUCAAUGUGGGUACGUGAUACACUUGCUUUCCAUACAUGCGAGAGACCUCUAA